AGGUUCUAGUUGCACUACGACAGUUCCUGGCAAAACGAUUCAAACCUUCAACAGUGAAAGUAUUAUAUCGUUUUAGUACCAACAAAGUGCCGUAUUCUUACCACCCGGUAUCGCGUUUUUCAUAGUUUUUUGCCAUAUUUUAAGCCGGUGGUUGACGAUCACCGAAGUUCUCCAACGGCUUUCAGAUACUUUGACGAACGCGCAUCUUUUUUUUGAGGAUACUGCUAUUCAAGGGCGAUUGUAAACUCCGCCAAAAUACAGGUUAGAUAAAAAGACGCUCAAAAACCAUACAUCGUAACAAUAUGUAUAUCAAACUUCUUUUCUCGGCGUUUACAAUCACGGCGUUCACGUCAGCACGCCCUCAGCAAUUGCCGUUAUCUUUAGUGCCACCCGUCCAACAGGGUUUCGUAGCACCGCCACAAAACAACGCCAUAAAUCCUUCAAUCAACUCUAUCGGCAAGCCAACCAAUCCAAUUGUGGUGGCCGCGUUCCAGAGAGAUGCUUUGCUGCCCCCGCACAUGCAAAAUUCGUUUUAUAAGAACCCUAAGAUAGCAGAAAAUUUGGCCCAGAACAGUUGGUUUGGCCCUGGUGAGCAACACGCUGUCAACAGGGAAACUGAAAAGAUUCCGAGAGAGAAAAUCUUUCUCAUUUUAAAAAACGCGGGACUAUUGCCCACGCAUUGACUCGGCAUAAUUAAUUAACAUCAAGAUUAAUAUUAUUAUUAUUUAAUACUAGCAUAAUAUUAUAUAUGAUGCAUUAAAUUAAUUGUACAUAUUUUUAUCACAUCUUUUUCCCGAAUCAAACACCAAAUGCUUCACUCAUUUUUUGUACAUUUUUUCCUCUAAAUAUAAUUUUUAGCAAUAGUAAAAAAUGGCGUGUUUAACAAACAUAUUUUUUUAAAUAUAAAUACUGUAUAAUAUUUAAGUAAUUACAUCAGACCAUGUGCGUGUGAGUACAUUAAAUUUUGUAAAUAGAAAAUAAUUACUGUAACAUUAUAUUAGAAUAAAUCAUUAUAUUUUAUCUUUGUUUUUGUAAGUCAAAUGUUUUUUUUUUAUGAAUACGUGUACCAAACAUAAUAACCAGUAAAUAGUAUAUUUUACAAAAGAAAAAAACUUAUAUUAGAUCAUCAAAUUUUUCAUUAUUAUAAACGUGUAUGUUAUAUAUUUUAUAUUAUACGUAUUAAGUAAUGGCCUAUAUUUAUAUAAUAAAAUAAUAAUGUUUGUAAACAAGGUAGUUUGAAAGUCAGUAUUUGUUUUCUUAUGCCUGAGGACUAAAGGCAUUUUCUUCAAAAUUAUAUUUUUUAUUUUCUACAGCUCA
Messenger RNA from Myzus persicae (green peach aphid), 1317 nucleotides. RefSeq lists its product as uncharacterized. The record is from RefSeq and is a predicted model, not a curated record. The coding region runs from base 303 to 683 and encodes 126 amino acids. The transcript is spliced from 4 exons. Lineage: Eukaryota; Metazoa; Arthropoda; Insecta; Hemiptera; Aphididae.